Suillus fuscotomentosus is the source of this 1353-nucleotide messenger RNA. RefSeq lists its product as uncharacterized. Gene Ontology annotation, molecular function: protein binding. Bases 1 to 1353 code for a protein of 450 amino acids. The record is from RefSeq and is a predicted model, not a curated record. The transcript has 2 exons. Lineage: Eukaryota; Fungi; Basidiomycota; Agaricomycetes; Boletales; Suillaceae.
AUGCAUUCUCGGAAGUCCCCACAAUCACCUGCGUUUCCGGAUCUCUCCCCGAUACUGCCCCUCCCGAGCCCAGUAUCAUCCACCUUCCAACACCGCGUCUCCACGAAGAGUACAUCUCGUGUAACUCCUUCCCCGCGCAUUCCACCAGAGCUUUUUUUGGAUAUCGUCUCGUUCCUUGCUGUUACAGACACGUCCACCAUAACGGACAUCCACGACCAGUCCAAUCUCGCAGAAAUCUGCAAUUGCUCCCUUGUGAGCAAAUCUUGGCUAUACGCAGCCCGAGAUCAUUUAUGGAGACAUGUGCGACUCGGAGGUGGACGAAGAGGAAAUACUUUCAUUGAGUUACUGCAACAUUACACCUCAGGGCAUGAAUCCACCCUUCCGAGUUUUGUUCCGCACGUCAAACACCUCUUCAUUCGUGAAUCGCGGGGAGGUUUAUCGUGGGGCCCAAAAUGGCUUAACGCCGUCUUGCCAACCCUAGCUGGCUCGCUCGUCAAUCUCCACUCUCUCGAAGCCGAGCGCAUCACCUGGGAGUACCUGUCAUCUAAGUCUCGGGAUGCUUUUAUAAAAGGGUUCAAAGGUGUUCGGAAGCUUUCGCUGCGCGUAUGCGAGUUCAGGACGACGCUGGAUAUGAUCAGGGUUAUCGGAGAGUUUGAAGAUGUAGAAGCGCUCGCACUGGACCGGGUGCACUGCGAGUGGGAUGAUAUACCUGCGGACUCGGAGGUGUUUGUAUCUAGAGCCGACGAUAGAAUGAUCCCUAAGCCACCCAGAAGACUUAGGGAGCUCGCGAUGCGGGGAGCACAUACCAGACAUGUGUUGAAAUGGAUGAGGGUGGCGAUGAAGCAUGAUGGAGGGCGGGUGACAGUGGAAGUACUGAGACUCGGAACGUUGGGUGCCAAAAGUGCCCCAGCAGUGGGGAAGUUCUUGAAGACGCUGGGCACAACCUUGAAAGAGCUCCAUCUCGGAUUCGAUGCUGCAUUCAUAGACAAUGGAGACGAGGUUGUAUCACACAUUGACCUCAGUCAUAACAAUGUUUUGAGAGAGAUGCAUGUGUAUGGACUCAUUAUUCCUUCCUUGCCACCUUCAGAUCUAUCAAACUUCCAACCUCCCACGCGGCUACCACCGCAGUUGAUGCCACUCACUGCCCUCCUCGAUGGUGUGCGCGCACCGUUGCGAGCUCUUUCGCUAGCAUUGUAUCCCGCUGAUCCGCACGCCCUUUCAUCAAUGGACUUCGAAGGGCUAGCUCACGUAUUGGACGGAAGGUCAUGGACAACCCUAGAGGAUGUACUUGUUGUGGUAGCAAAUGAAGGACGAUGGAAGGAUGGGCGGGAUUGUCAAUCAGAGACUGGAUAG